GUCCAUAUAAUGGAGAUAAAGCCAAAGUCUUAAAGGAGAGAAAGCUUGUUCUUCACAUUCAUCCUCACUCCCAUUGCUCCUUCCAAGUUCUAAUCGAGCACCACUAUCCACACACACAGAUCUGAAACCACCUAAAUGCUCCCCCAAGAUCUCAUAACCGAGAUCCUCCUACGCCUCCCCGUCAAGUCCCUCCUCCGCUUCAAAUGCGUCUCCAAGCAGUGGCUCUCUCUCAUCUCCAGCCCCCAGUUCCGCCACCACCGCCGCAGCCUCACCUCCUCCGGCCUCAUCUUGUGUCGAACAACCGACCUCAUCCACCACAUAUCACUACUUGGAAGCAACAACUCCGACCAGCCCUUCACUUCCCUCAGCUUCGUUCAUGACUCGGCAGGUAUCAAAAUCCUUCAGUCCAGCCAUGGCUUGCUUUUGUGCCGCAGCCUUUACAAACUGGGUAAAACCUGCAGCUAUUAUAUCUGCAAUCCUUCAACAAAGAAAUUCUCAGUUCUUCCUCAUUAUAGUGCUGAACCGGAUUAUGUAUCCGGGUCGGAAUCCAUUACUAUUUCUGGUGUUUAUUUAGUUUUCAAUCCCACUAAGUCACCUCACUACCAAGUUGCCCGCAUUCGAAUGUGUUCUUCCUCAUUCAAUAGCUACCAAGUUGAGAUUUACUCAUCUGCGACUCGGGCUUGGAGGCUUUCCGGGUCUCCUUUCGACGCCCCUUUCGACAUGGUGUUUGACAAUGGGGUGCUUUGGAAUGCUGCAAUACACUGGAUCAGUCCAACUGGGGCGUCGUUAUGCUUUGAUAUUGAUCAAGAACGCAUUGGAACAAUGCCUGGUCUUCCGUCAAAUGAGAAAUGGAGCAGGAGAAGGUUGAGGUAUUUCGGCGAGUCUGGUGGGCAUUUGCACUUAACUGAAAUCCAUGGCUGCACCUCUCAAUUCCAAGUCUUUGAGAUGGAGAGAGAUUACUCUAGCUGGGUUCCCAAGUACAAUGUCGAUCUUGCACCAGUUGUAGAUGCAUUUCCGGAGAUGGUUCGGAACUGCAUUUUCCGUAAUGAUUCUGUUUCUUAUGCAUUUAGUCUACUCUGUUUGCAAGAGGAUGAAGAUGACUCAUUGCUGUUGCUGCACAUUCCUGGUAAGUUUGUAUCAUAUAGUCUUAGGAAUAGGACAUUCAAGUUGCUUGGUUCAAUAUCCAAGGAAUCAAAUACUGCAUUGCAGGUUGGAUGUUUCCAUGCUUAUCAGUUUAUGGAGUCUUUGGCUGGUGUCUGAUCAGUACUUAUAAACUUAGGGUGAUGCAUGUUUUCCCCAUAUUUCCCCAUAUUUUUUUUCUAGUCUGAGUUUGUGCAUUGUAAGGCAAUGGAUGUCCUGGACUUUAAUAUAUAAUGAAAACCCUGUUCAAUUUUAAA
Molecule: messenger RNA, 1397 nt
Organism: Rosa rugosa (rugosa rose)
Lineage: Eukaryota; Viridiplantae; Streptophyta; Magnoliopsida; Rosales; Rosaceae
Product: F-box protein At5g07610-like
Exons: 1
Coding region: 136-1260 (374 amino acids)
Molecular function (GO): protein binding
Source: RefSeq, a predicted model, not a curated record